Molecule: messenger RNA, 879 nt
Organism: Capsicum annuum
Lineage: Eukaryota; Viridiplantae; Streptophyta; Magnoliopsida; Solanales; Solanaceae
Exons: 2
Coding region: 25-315 (96 amino acids)
Biological process (GO): rRNA processing
Cellular component (GO): nucleolus; small-subunit processome
Source: RefSeq, a predicted model, not a curated record
GAUGUACUCAAUUUCUAUUUUCCCAUGCAGGCUGAAAAAUUACUGACGCAGACAUUACCUUAUCCCUAUACUUCCCAAGAAGUUUUCGAGCAGAGCAUGCGGAUGCCCAUUGGACCUGAAUCCAACCCCGCAACAGUAGUUCCUGCUCUUAUUCGCCCAGAGGUGGUAAAGAGGAGCGGUAUUAUCAUAAAGCCAAUUCAAUUCAAGGAGGUAAAUCCCCAUGAAAGAGCGCGGGACAACAAACGUGGUGGGGUGCAGAACAAGAAGGGUGGUAAAAGUAGGGGUAAAGCGAAGACUGUAGAUCAGAAAAGCUAACUUCUUCGCGAGGAAGACUGUAGAUCAGAAAAGCUAACUUCUUCGCGAGGUUUGACAUUCUCACGAAGAAAUUGUUAUGGCAAUUCUGUAGUUUUGAGAUCCCUUGGUUGAUAAAUCAUCACUCGGGGUCUUUCUUGCCAUGUUCUUGUUACAGUUGGGCUCUUUUUUACAGUUUGGCAGAGUUCUUUGUAGUUGCAGUUGCAUAACGAGCCUCGUGGAUCAUGAAAAUGCGAGGAUUUACUCUCCACAGAUGCCGCAAUUUUUGGUUCUAUAGUAAUUCUUUAGCAGAUGACUGACAGGCUAUGGCGUGUAUGGUUAUAUUAUCUUCGGACUAGGUCUUAUGAGUGUACUAUGUGGAGAUUUGAAAGUAUUUUGAAGUGUAUAAUAGGUUCAAGUGAAGUAGAGGGGAUGCCAAAGAUCUUUCAUUUGUUGUAAGUUUAGAGCUUAGCUAUGAUUUUGUUAAAAUGAAUAUUGAGCAUUAAAUGUUUAUGUGCCAAAACCCAAUGUUAAUCAUUAUUAUUUGGAUGAAAAUAAUCACAAUUUUGGGUGUACCAAUGCUUUUAA